Messenger RNA from Pseudozyma hubeiensis SY62, 3369 nucleotides. RefSeq lists its product as hypothetical. Lineage: Eukaryota; Fungi; Basidiomycota; Ustilaginomycetes; Ustilaginales; Ustilaginaceae. The transcript has a single exon. Gene Ontology annotation, molecular function: monoatomic cation transmembrane transporter activity. The record is from RefSeq and is a predicted model, not a curated record. Gene Ontology annotation, biological process: monoatomic cation transport; intracellular calcium ion homeostasis; transmembrane transport. Gene Ontology annotation, cellular component: membrane. The coding region runs from base 1 to 3369 and encodes 1122 amino acids.
AUGGCCGGCAACCGCCACCGCAAGGAUGCCUGGCUCGUCUUUGCCCUUCUCAUCGUGGUGCAGAUCGUCUGCUUUCGCGGCAGCCAACGUCUGCGCGCCGACCUAGCUCCUCAGGCGCUAGAUGCACCUUCACGGCACCCAUGGCACAAGAGGCAAGAGCCACCCACCUUCGAGCUCUUCAAGCAUCCCGGCACUACAUCCACGGCGUCGGCGUCAAGUAAGACGCCCACUUCGACAAGCAAGAAACAGCAUCACAGCACCGCCAGCCCGCACCCAACAUCACCACCAAAGCAUCCACAUGGCAAGCAUGAUGCAUCUGAAUGCCAACCGAUUCCAUUCGAUCGAUCCGCGAGACACGUCUGUAGCCAUGUUGUACGUCACUGCUCUGCGUCUGGUCAUUUUGACUAUCUGCGCUUCUAUUACUGUGCCGGCGUCUCCGACGACGAGCUCGAGCAUGGCCAACCUUCCGAACCUCCUUCAAAUCCCAGAUGGCAACCGGGCAUCGCUGCGUUACGCCUUUCGCGUCUUAUCAUCAUCCUCGUGUGGAUGCUUUUCCUCUUCAGCUGGGUAGGCGUGGUCGCCAGCGACUUUUUCUGCCCAAACCUCAGCACCAUCGCAUCUCGCCUCGGUCUCAACGAAAGCACCGCCGGCGUCACCUUUCUCGCCUUUGGCAACGGUUCACCGGAUGUAUUCUCCACGUUUGGCGCUAUGAAGACCAACUCGGGCUCGCUGGCCAUCGGAGAGCUGCUCGGGGCAGCCUCGUUCAUCGUCUCGGUCAUUUCAGGCUCCAUGAUGCUCAUCGCUCCAUUCAAGGUCAAAGCGUGGCCCUUCUGCCGAGACGUGGGCUUCUUCACAGUAGCAGUGGCUCUCACGCUCGCUUUCCUGUUCGACGGAAAGCUCCGACGCACAGAGACCAUCGCUCUCAUCUGCCUCUAUGUCCUUUAUGCGGCCACCGUCAUCAUCGGAUCGUGGUGGCAGGAGCGUCGACGAAAGCAAAGGCGUAGGCUGGAAGCGGCUCGCGAAGAGUUUGACAGUCAGGCCGACGAUCGAUCCAUCCGAAGCCGCGGCAGCAUCCGAUCCGGGAGAGGAGAAGGGACGCAGACUGGCGAGCAUAGCCGACUUCUCGAACCACCCCGCUUCCCCUCUCCCCAACGUCCGGCGAGCCCUUCUGAAUACGAUCCCAACUUUGAUCCCUUCGAAGACUGGGCGAAUCAAAGAGGCGACCAGAGCCGUGCUUCGACCCCAGACAUCUCUCGCAACGGCAGCCGUGCCCCUUCCAUUCACACGCCAGGAUCGGCAAAUUCCAUCGUGACGCGGAAGGCCACACUCAAUGUACGCCCCAACCUGGUGCCGCGUCAUUCGCUGCUUUCCGCCAUCGAGUUUCGCGACGUGGUGCAAAGUCUGCGUCGUGACGCCAUCGCUGACCGCUCGCAGGAGAUCUUCCAGAGCUGGGAUCCAGAGCGCUUCCUGCCGCAUCACCACCACGGCCAAGGCCAAUCAAAUCUCACCAGAAGCACUUCCGGAGAGGGCUUCGCUGGGGGACGUCAGACCCAGAGACGUGGCUUGAGUCACAAUCGUGUCUUGAGUCUAGGCCCUUCUGUCAGUCCGAACCUCGGCCUGCGGAGAAGCGCCUCAACGAGCCCGGGCACCCGACGCAAGACAGUCGGCGCGCAUGACGGAGUCGGCUUUUCUGAGGAAACCCGCAGCCGUGCCAGCGUGAAUGCAGGCAGUGUCGACGAUCCUUGGCGCGAGCACAUCCCCGGCGAUGGCUGCGAGCCUCUUACUUCGCCGGCUUUGCCCCUGCCCAACGCAUCCGAGCAGGAUUCUGCACAGGAGACAGCGCCUCGCAAGGCACUGCCCAGGCUGGAGAUCCCGCAGUGGGACACGAAGGCGAGCCGCAGCCAAGACGGGCGGCGGGCACAGCACGGCCGCAAGCAGCCAGCACAAAAUGACGUUCCAAGCAGCACGCCUAACACCAAGGACCGGUUCGACAGUAUGGCGAGUCAGCGGCGAAUCAGACCGGCACGCACGGCUAGCGAGCUGCUUGCCUGGAAAGUGCGCGUGAUCUUCAACUCACUCUUCCCCUCGCUGCGUCAUUUGCACGCCAAGUCGCUGCUGGGCUCCGCUGUGAGUGUCGCAACGUCUCCCGCGAUCCUGCUGCUCAACCUCACGCUUCCAGUGGUCGACGAUGAGGCUGAACAGGCCGAACGGGAAGCCGACGCAGCCGAAGCUGACGGGAUCGGUGCUGUGCGAUUGGAGGGAGAGGAGGCAGAGUUGCGCGCCGAAGCCGAGGAUUCCUUUGACCAGGAGGCCGUUGAAGAACUGCGAGCAUCGUCGUCGUCAGAUGCACGGGUCUGGGGUGCAGAAGAGCGAGUCGAAGCGAUGGAAGAUGCGGAGCGAGAUGCCAACACGCAUCGAGACCAGGAGAUUGCGUCAGCAUUGCGACAUCUGCCCUCGAUGGCUGGCUCGCCACUCUCGUUCGGUAGCAGCCCCACAGUUGGAGCGGGCAUGUUGCGUCUACCUUCGUCUGGCUCUUCCCGGCCGAUGGGUACGCAGGCAGGGACGGAUGCAGCCAGCUUUACGAGCCACGAGAGUUGCGAAGCCGAGGAGCAAGAGAUGAGGCGCUCGAUGCGACGGUUCCUCAUCCUGAGUCAGAGCGUAUGCGCACCUACGUUCGUGACGUGGGCGAUUGUCUCUUCUUCGGGCGCUCCUCACCUCUGGCUCAAGGUGGCGGUAGGUGCGACACUGGGAGCGACUGCGGCUCUGCUGUCAUUCUGGGCCAUGCGACGCAAGGACGCAGGACGAGCAAGGUACUCGGACCGAACGCUAUCGACAUUUGCGAUGCUGCGGUGCUCGAUGGGAUUCGUCGUGUCGGUCAUGUGGAUCAUGACGAUCGUCGACGAAGUGGUCUCAAUCCUGCAGACCGUCGGCAUCAUCGUGGGUCUCUCGGAUGCAAUCUUGGGAUUGACGGUGUUUGCGGUGGGCAACUCGCUGGGCGACCUGGUGGCCAACAUUACGAUCGCCAGGCUGGGUCAUCCUGUGAUGGCGAUCAGCGCAUGCUUCGCCGGGCCCAUGCUCAACCUGCUGCUCGGCAUCGGCAUCUCUGGUACCUGGCUGUUGUCCGAUGGCCACGGCCACUGGUCCCACACCGGUUUCACCGACAUCUAUCCGAUCGAUUUCAAUCCGACGCUGCUCGUUUCGGGGCUGGGAUUGCUGCUGAUCCUGGUAGGAACGCUUAUCGCCGUUCCAAUGAACAAUUUCGAGCUGACACGACCGAUUGGCGUGUCGCUGAUCGCAGCCUACGUGCUCAUCAUGACGGUCAAUCUGCUGACCGAGAUCUUCUGGGUCCGAGGUCACUCUGUAUUAUAG